This is a messenger RNA of Linderina pennispora, 903 nucleotides long. RefSeq lists its product as uncharacterized. The record is from RefSeq and is a predicted model, not a curated record. Gene Ontology annotation, molecular function: sphingosine-1-phosphate phosphatase activity. Gene Ontology annotation, cellular component: endoplasmic reticulum membrane. The transcript has a single exon. Lineage: Eukaryota; Fungi; Kickxellomycota; Kickxellomycetes; Kickxellales; Kickxellaceae. The annotation marks the transcript as partial.
GACGCAUACGAGCAGGUGUACUCACAGCGGCGCCAGACGCUCCGUCGCUGGAUGGUAAAGCAGGUAGAAUGGGAGACACCUAUCCUCGCCUCCAUCCAACAGCGCCUGCGCACGCCCCUGCUCGAUAAAUUCUUCAUCCUGACCGGCAUGCUAGGCAACCAUGCGUUCUUUUUCCUGGCGCUCCCGUUCCUGCACAUACUGGGACUGGGAGCGUUUGCACGCGGUGUGACCAAUGUUGUCCUGCUGUCGGUGUACUUGAGCGGCGCUGUCAAAGACUACAUUAGUGCGCCGCGGCCGGCCAGCCCGCCGCUGGUGCAGAUUACGCGGAGUCCUGCACACACAUUCGAGUAUGGGUUCCCGUCAUCGCACACGACAUAUGUGGUCGGCACGAUUAUGUAUACUACCUGGUUCAUGUACCACGCAUGGAAUGUGCAUGUUCUCUGGAUCUCCGUGCUGUGGGCGUUUGGCGCGAGCAUUGUAUUUGGCCGCAUCUACUGCGGGCUCCAUUCGUUUGUUGACGUAGCUGGAGGCGCACUAAUCGGCACAAUCGAGGCCUUGGUGUUGAUUGCCUGCAAUGAUGUCCUGGACUCACUGAUUCUGUCGUGGAGCGGCCCGCUGUAUAUCUGCGGCGCCCUGUACUUGGCACUGUCGACGAUUCCACGGUCGCUCGAGUUGUGCCCGUGCUGUGUCGACACAUUCUGUGCUCUGUCGGUUAUUGCAGGUGUUUAUGUCGGCAGCUGGGCCUACGCACUUGUAUCGGCGCAUAUUGGAAACCCUGACCCCACACAUAUUGCCUGGAGCACGUCGCUGACGCUGGCACAGAAUCUCAUUCGCAGUGUAGUGUGCAUUGGUGCGAUUGUCGCAUGGAAGGCAACGUCAAAGCCGAUGGCCAUCAAGCUUGUC